UAAACCGGAAUCAUGAGAGGCUUCACUCAUGGUUUAGGAUUAGGAACCCGAACCCUUGAGUUCAUCAAAUCUCUCUUCGAUCAGAGCCGCGUCUUCUCAUCUCUCUCUCUCUCUCUCUUUGAAUCAAAUUUUCUUCGAUUUCGCAUCUCUCAGGUUGGAGCUAUAGAGCGUGAGAUCUAUCCCGCAAAGACCCUACCUUUUUUAUUACACUGCACUCCUAAUGUCGGCCCUUGUGGCGCUAUGCAGAGCUCGAACUGCUGCUUCUUCGUUGAACAGCCUUGUUCGUCCAGCAUUUCGCAGUCUCUCUACAGGUUUUGGUGAUGUGCAGAACAAAACACUUGUGGCAGAAAUGGAAGAAAAGAUGCUCCACAUGGACAUCAACUCAAUGAUCGGAAGUUCCAUGCCGCUAGGUAUGAUGCGCAUAGGAACAAUCAUCCACAACAUCGAGAUGAACCCUGGUCAAGGCGCCAAGCUAGUCCGCGCUGCAGGAACUAACGCCAAGAUCCUAAAGGAGCCUGCUUCAGGGAAAUGCUUGAUAAAGCUUCCAUCAGGGGACACCAGGUGGAUCAACGCCAGAUGCCGUGCUACUAUCGGUACAGUGUCGAACCCGUCUCAUGGAGUGAAGAAGCUCUAUAAAGCAGGGCAGAGCAGGUGGCUGGGGAUAAGACCUAAAGUGAGAGGUGUGGCGAUGAAUCCUUGUGAUCAUCCACACGGUGGUGGUGAAGGGAAGAGCAAAAGUAGUGGAAGCAGAGGAAGGACAUCGGUUAGCCCUUGGGGGAAACCGUGCAAAGGAGGUUACAAGUCAGCUAGUGUCAAGAAGAAGAAGAAGAGAUUGGCAGCUAGAGAAGCCAAGAUGUGAUUCAUAUUGAUGAAAGGAUGGUUUAACUCUCAGGAUUGUUUUAAUGACAUUGUUGAAUCUGUGAGAGUUUUAAGUCUAAUAAGUUCAGAACAAUCGUUGAUCCGUUAUGGAUGAAGAUGGUAUGAAAUUAUGAAUGUUGUUAUGUGUUUUCUUUUUCUUUAAAUUGAAAUCAAAACGUUUUUUUUUUUAAA
Molecule: messenger RNA, 1050 nt
Organism: Raphanus sativus (radish)
Lineage: Eukaryota; Viridiplantae; Streptophyta; Magnoliopsida; Brassicales; Brassicaceae
Product: 60S ribosomal protein L2, mitochondrial
Exons: 3
Coding region: 221-859 (212 amino acids)
Biological process (GO): cytoplasmic translation
Cellular component (GO): ribosome
Molecular function (GO): RNA binding; structural constituent of ribosome
Source: RefSeq, a predicted model, not a curated record